Messenger RNA from Phytophthora sojae, 937 nucleotides. RefSeq lists its product as hypothetical. Lineage: Eukaryota; Oomycota; Peronosporomycetes; Peronosporales; Peronosporaceae. The transcript has 5 exons. Gene Ontology annotation, biological process: Ras protein signal transduction. The record is from RefSeq and is a predicted model, not a curated record. Gene Ontology annotation, molecular function: GTP binding; GTPase activity; GDP binding. Gene Ontology annotation, cellular component: plasma membrane. Bases 35 to 625 code for a protein of 196 amino acids.
AAGAAGCCGUCGACCGCCCCACGCCGCCUUCGCCAUGAGUGACAACAAGGAGUACAAGCUGGUGGUGCUGGGCAGUGGUGGUGUGGGUAAGUCCGCACUUACCAUCCGCCUCGUGACCGACAACUUCCUGGAGGACUAUGACCCGACCAUCGAGGACAGCUACAGGAAGCAGACGACCAUCGACAACAGUCCCGCCCUGCUGGACAUUCUGGAUACGGCCGGUCAGGAAGAGUACACGUCCAUGCAGGACCAGUGGAUGCGCGAGGGCAAAGGCUUCCUGCUGGUGUACAGCGUGACCAGUCGCAGCUCGUUCGACGACAUCGCCGCCUUCAAGGACAAGAUCCUGCGUGCCAAGGACGUGGACAACGUGCCCAUUGUGCUGGUCGGCAACAAGUGCGACCUGGAGGCCCAGCGACAGGUGGCCGCUAAUGAAGGCAAGGAGCUCGCACGCCAGUGGGGCUGCUCGUUCAUGGAGACGAGUGCCAAGGAGAGAAUAUUGAAUGAGGAGUGCUUCUACCAGGUGGUGCGCGAGAUCAGGAAAGCCGAGCGCCCUGUGCGCGUGGAGCGACCUCAACCUACGCAGAAGCCGCAGAAGAAGUCGGGGUUCAAGUGCACCAUCCUAUAGAAGCGCACGGAGCUAUCAAGCUCUUGUCACGUUGCGUCGCGUCGCGCGGAGCCAUUUGGCACCUCCCUUCUCGUCGCGACGUUAUGCUGCUUACAUACAACAGUCAGUUUAGCCCACUUCUGAAUCCAUUUAGCCACUCACCCCGCUAACUCACUUGGUCUGGUUGCUGCCUCACGGACACUAUCGAGCCACCCGCCCACGCUGUGUACUCGCUCGACAUAUUCGUUCGCCGUCCCCUCCGUCCGUCCGUGGAGUAUUGUGUCCGCUGUGGCUUGGGUGCGAGGGCCCGAUUGGUAUCAAACGUUUUUCACG